This is a messenger RNA of Portunus trituberculatus (swimming crab), 4014 nucleotides long. RefSeq names its product replication factor C subunit 1-like. The transcript has 18 exons. The coding region runs from base 168 to 3542 and encodes 1124 amino acids. Gene Ontology annotation, biological process: DNA replication; DNA repair. The record is from RefSeq and is a predicted model, not a curated record. Gene Ontology annotation, cellular component: nucleus; DNA replication factor C complex. Gene Ontology annotation, molecular function: DNA binding; ATP hydrolysis activity; ATP binding. NCBI's taxonomy places the organism in Eukaryota, Metazoa, Arthropoda, Malacostraca, Decapoda, Portunidae.
UAUGUAUCUAAAACAAACUUUAGUCACGCUUGAAAAGUAAGAUUGGUGAAAAUAAUAGUAACACGCAAGGCGCUGUUUCGCUUUUCAUUGUUUACGAAACGCGGGAGAGGAAGGAAGGAAGGAGAAUAAGGUGGCGGGAGAGAGGGAAACUGAGAGGCUGUGGCACCAUGGAUAUUCGUCGAUAUUUUGCUCCUGCUGGUGGAAGCAAGCCUUCAGGAACAUCACAGCACUCCAAGCCAAAGAAAAAGAGAAAUGUGAUUCAUGAUUCAGAUGAGGAGUCGCCCUCCCCAGUUGUCACCAAGAAGCAGCGCAUUGUCGUUCUGGACUCUGACUCAGAUGAAGAGUUGUUCAAGAAGAGUAGUAAGAAGGAAGAGAAAAUCUCUAAGACCACCAAACACAACCCUCAACAAAAACCAGAGUCUCCUAAGUACAAGCCCAUAACUGCUGCGAGUUUCUUUGGCACAGAGCCUGUGACCUCUAAGGACAAGAUCACCUCCAAGAAGAAGAACAAUGACAGCAGUGAGAAAGCAUUUGAAAAAACACUGCAACAGCUAGAUGAAGAGGAUUUUGAGAUACUUAAGGAAAUUAAGGAGAGUUCUAAACACCGCUCAGCUGUGGACCAUAGUUCAAAGUCAAGUGAAAGCUUUGAGAAAACCUUAAAGCAGCUAGAUGAGCAGAAGACUCACCAUAAGGAAGUUAAGGCCAGUCCCAAGCACUCUUCUGUUGCAGAACCAAAACCAAAGCCGAAUGAAAACAGUCCCCCAGAAAAGAAAACUGCAAAAGAAAUUCCUGCCAAGCAAUCAACUGCAAGUAAAUUAGGUUCAAAACUAAAGAGAUUUGAGUUUGGAAAAAGAGAUCAUGGUGGCUGCCAGAAUGAAGAUGAGUUGCAACACAAGGACAAGAAAGUUAAACUGGUGUCAGAAGAAAAGGAAAGGAUGCCCAAAUACAAACGAGACAGUCCCCAGAAGAAGACAUCACCGCAAAAAGACAUUAAGGUCAAGAGUGAACAGAAAAAGAGUACUAAGGAGGAGAAAAUUGACACAGACUCCAAGAAAGUGAGUGGGCAGUCCAGCAAAGAGGGAAUAUCUCAGAAGGAGGAUAAGAAGGAUGUUCAAAUGAAAGAGAGGCAUAUUGUGCCAGAAAAGAAGGUUACCCCCAAGAAAGCUGUUAAGGAGAACACCCAAGCACCAGACACAACACCACAAGAUGAGAAGAAGAAAGCUGCAAGAGAUGCUUACCUCAAGUUCAGGCAGAGGUCUGGGCCAGCAAAUCCUGGCAGCAAAGAAAUACCUGAGGGGAAACCAGACUGCCUCCAGGGACUUGUGUUUGUUCUGAGUGGUGUGUUUGAUAGCUUGGAUCGGGAAGAGGCCACAGAGAUUGUCAAGAAGUAUGGUGGAAAAGUCACCACCUCUGUGAGCCGCAAUACUAGCUAUCUAGUAGUGGGUGUGGAGGCUGGUGAGAGUAAGCUGAAGAAGGCUGAGCAACUGGGCACCAAGCAGAUAGAUGAAGAUGGACUGCUGGAGCUCAUUGCAACUCUGCCAGGAAAGGAGAGCAAAGAGGCAACCCCCAAGCAAGCAACUUCUGGUUCAAGUAAGCUGAAGAAAUUUGCCAGAGAGAGUGAACCUAAGGAGGCACCCACACUUGCCUCUCAGUCAGCCAGCCCCAGCACACCUGACAGUUUGGUCACCAGUACCACAACUCCCAAGAGGUCACUUUCAAGCUCCCAGGCAUCUUUAACAUCUCAGGAAAGUGGAAGUCCCUCCUCAAGUACCUCCUCUCCCAGAACACAGUCUAUCUCCUCCCAGGAACUAAAUAGCAGAUCAGAAGAUGCUCUCAUGUGGGUAGACAAGUAUAAACCAGCCUCCACCAAGAACAUCAUUGGACAGCAAGGUGGUGCAUCUAAUGUCAAGAAACUGCUAAAUUGGCUUCAGAACUGGCAGAAAAACCAGCUGGGAGAUAAGAGGCCACCCAUGCCCAGUCCAUGGGCCAAAGAUGACACAGGGGGUUACUACAAAGCUGCCCUCCUCUCAGGUCCUCCUGGUGUAGGGAAAACAACAACAGCUCACCUGGUGUGUAAAGAGAUGGGCUAUGAUGUUCUGGAGCUGAAUGCUUCUGAUGCCCGAUCAAAAAAAUCCAUUGAUCAGGUUGUGUCAGAGCUUCUUGGUAACAAGAGUCUGGCUGGGUUUGCAACAGGAGGGGGCCACACGAGCUCCAGACACGCAUUGGUCAUGGACGAGGUUGAUGGAAUGUCUGGCAAUGAAGAUAGAGGAGGAGUUCAGGAGUUGAUUGCUCUUAUUAAGAAAUCCAAGAUUCCUAUUAUUGCUAUGUGUAAUGAUAGGAAUCAUCCCAAAAUAAGGUCUUUAGCAAAUCAUUGCUUUGACCUCAGGUUUUAUAAGCCUAGAAUUGAACAAAUAAGGGGACCCAUGAUGAGUGUCUGUUAUCGGGAAGGCAUCAAGAUCAAGUCUGAAGCUCUGGACCAGAUCAUCAUUGGAUCAAAUCAGGACAUUAGGCAAGUCCUGCAUCACCUCUCCAUGUGGUCAGUCAAGGAGAAGAACCUCCAGACUGAUGAUGUGAAGAAAGAAGCAAAGAAAGCCCAUAAAGACUUUAAAAAGGGUCCUUGGGAUGUGUGCAGAACAGUUUUUACUGAGUCUGAACACAAGAACCUUAACAUUCAUGAGAAGUCAGAUCUGUUCUUUAAUGACUACUCAAUUGCUCCUCUCUUCGUCCAAGAAAAUUAUCCAAAGGUUGUCCCUCAUAGUGCAAAAGGUAACCGUAGGGCAACUCUGCAACAGCUGGCCAAGACUGCUGCCUCAGUAGCUGAUGGGGACCUAGUGGGGCAGCUCAUACGGUCCCACGGUUCUUGGUCCCUUCUCCCCACACAGGCUAUGUUCAGCAGUGUGAUCCCUGGGGAGUACAUGUCUGGUCACCUGGCAGCUCAGAUUGAUUUCCCAGCCUGGUUUGGUAAGAACAGUCGCCGCAACAAGCUGGACAGACUUGCACAGGAGCUUCAAAUGCACAUGAGGCUCAGGAUAUCUGGAAGCAAGAGAGAUGUGGGCAUGGACUACUGUGAGAUGAUGAGGGACAUUAUUGUGACCCCCCUGGUGAAGUAUGGAGCUGAAGGAGUGGACAAAGCAGUGGAGGCUAUGAACUCAUACGAUCUGCUGAGGGAGGACCUUGAGUCACUGCUGGAAUUGUCAAGCUGGCCCAAUAGCAAGAACCCAAUGAACACAGUGGAAAGCAAGGUCAAGGCAGCAUUCACUCGGAAGUUCAAUAAGGAUUGCCACCUGACACCAUUUGCUGCACCCUCCAUUAAGAAGAAGAAAGGGAAACCAUCAGACUCUUAUGGGGAGGAAGAGGGGGAGGAGUCAGAGGAUGAAGAAGAGGAAGAGGAUGACCUAGGAACAAGUGGCAUGAUAAAGGUAAAAGUAGGAGGCAGUAAAGGGCAGGGAUCAACAGCAGGAGCUGGGAGGGGCAGGGGGAGAGGAAGAGGAGGAGGAGCAACAGCUGCAACAAGAGGAGGAAGAGGUAGGGCGAAGAAGUAACUGUGGAUUAAGUAUUAAUUAUUAUAAUCUACUAAAUGCAUAAUGUAACAUGAAAUAAAAAAAAAUUUAAAAAAAUUUGAGGGAAAGAUACAUUUCCUUGAGUGAAGAAGUGCAAAUUGUGCUAAGGUUUUCUACUUGUGAUACCACUUUGUUCUUCCAAGUGUAGAGACAUGAAUUCAUGUUGAAAACAUUAUCUACACAGCAUAGUGGUAGUACUUUCAUUCUGUUACAUAUAUUUAAAAUAUAAAUCCAGGAUUUUAGAUUGGAAAAAUUACUUGUGUCUGUUUUAUGCUAAAAACAUUUUUAAUUAAGCAUCCUCUUGUAUUGGGGAUAUUUAAUGAAAUAUUUGUAUACUUGUUAUAUUUAAACAUGGGCAUGCUCUUAUGGGCAGUCUGAGUGAUGUACAAAACCAAAACCAUUUCUGUCAAGUGGCCACCACAGUUUGUAACAAACAACUUCUGCACAUCAAGUG